CAGCGCUUCGGGCGAGACCUUUCCUUCUCGUUGCCCAGCCGGCGCCAGCCUGGACCACCGCAGACAGUUGGACACAAAGCUUCUCAGCUUCACCAGGCGUGGACAGCCUGCUCGCAGCGCACGACAUCGUGACAGCAGCUUGCUUGGCAGUGUGGCUCUUCCUAAUCACUAAAGCGAGUCGCAUGGAGGGCACUCGAGGAGCCAAAGCAAUGAGUUCUACCAGUCUGGCAACAUUGGCCUUCUGUCUCUGCUCUCGACUAUCCAUCCUUUGCAUCAGUACUAGCAGCACGGCGCUGCAAGUCCAUCGACGCACAAGCAGAGUUUCCACACCACACGCCACAUCCGGCAGGACUUGGCCGCUCCUACUCUUGAUCUACUCCAUCUUUAUGGUCCUCGUCAUCUCUACCUCGUAUGCUCUUCGCCGCCCAUCUUUGUCACAUGAGCGAGGUCCCCUCUUUCUGAUACUAAUGCAGGUCUUGCUCGUCGUGGAGCUCACAGCAGCUGUCGCACUGCUUCUGACAUCUGCAUGGAAGCCGCAAGUGCCAUCAACAACUCCAAAGGACGUCUCAUUGAGGAGGCUUGCCCUUCCUCUUUCCAUCAGGGUAGAUACCGAGAUGGAAACAGACUUCGACCCUGGCUCUCCUGGCGGACGCUCUAAGCAUCACACAUUGGUUGGCAACGUCACUCCGAGAUUGGCGAGGCCAGGCGGCUUCAAAUUCCCUGCCCCUCGCAAUUCCAUCACUCAGAGCCAUACUCCCACCAUUGGAGAUCUUACCGCUGACCAGGUGCGAGCGUACGCUAUCGUCUCGCCUGAACGCGCCUUUGACGCUAUGCUCAAGGACGCUCGUGACAGUGCCUUUGUAGCAGACAAGAACGACAUCAAGAACGAGGGCGCUGGUAUUCCUGUUAGCCAUCAAGACGGCAUCUCAGGCGCAGCUGCUGGAGCUCUUCGUAAGACAGCCCUGGAAUACCGGUCGACGCCAAAGAGGCACAGCGACAUGCACACGUGGUCGAUGAGUCAUCCCGAGUCCUCCAGUACGAGCAGGGAGACUGCUUUCCACCAACUAGGCUCAACCCUCGCGACGCCUCAUCAGAUGCUCAGCCCCAUCGAUCAGCAGCGCCGAGCUCUCAGGUGGACGUUUACAUAUCGGGCAAUGUCUGCUUUACUCGGAGCGUGGGUGCAGAUCUGCUGUGCUCUGCCCUUUCUUGUGCAGCAGCUGUUGCCGGCAAGAAAUGACAGCUCCGCACUGCUCAUCUUGAUGGUCGCUGGCGUUGUGCUGAACGCUCCAUUGUUGGCAGCUCAGAUUUGGCUGACGAGCGACGGCGCACCGGUUAGCUCUGACGCAAUCAGACAUGUGAGGAAAUCAGAGCAAGUCUUCGGAACGCACGCAACCCCUGAAGUGACCAAUCGGUCGGCUCUUUCACGACCCUCAAAGUCUUUCUCUUUACAUAUCCUCAGUAGGGACUCGCCAGGCUCUACUCCACGGCCAUCAACGUCGGCUUCAUUUUCAUCGUCAACAAAGACAUGCGUAGGCUCGGUGCCCUAUGUCAAGGCUCACUGGACCGCUGGCAAGGUUCAGAAGGACCGAGUAGUGGAGAGUAGAGCGGCGUUCCGACGCGGUAUGAGCAUUGCAUUCGAUCCGAAGCCAAAGCUUGACGUCCUGCCACCUGGAGGCCGGAAUUGGACACCCUACAAAGCUAGGCAAGGUGUAGUCGACUUACAGAUGGCGGAGGAAGGUGCACGCAGCUACAGCGCCGUAUCAGAGAUUGACACUCCACGCAGUGCAGCUGCGCCAAGCCAGCACGACCCUGAUCUAUCUACACCAGGGCAAGCUCGCCACGCCAAUGCUUCGCAACACUAUAAGAGCUACAGCAUGACCCCUCAUUUGCCGGGUGGCUGGAUGUCGUCACCGUCGUUGCCUCACGGAACUCCAGACUCCAGGCAGGCGUCGACGUCGGCCUCUCAGAUAACGCCUACCGCUGGAUCGUUCAUGGUUUCUGGGGAGCAGGUAAGCAAGCCCAUCUCGAGCCCUACGACCACUGAGUUUCAUCUGGACGGGCUGUCGGCUCUCAUUCUACCUCAUGUCGUACCUGGUAUCCACAUCGGCCAUCAGACCCCUGUCUCUCAUCGGUCCCUAGACAUUGAGCGCAAGCGAUGUGAGGAGUAUGCGGACUACACUAGAAGAGUCGAGGAGGGUGGGUCAGAUGCAGUCAAAGGCAGCUGGUGGAGCUUCAAGGAGGAUAGGGAGAUGAGGGGACUGGGUAUGUCGCUACCAUUCGACUGCCCUGAAUUGUCGGUCUCGCCUCGAGGGCACGGUAGAAGUCAUAGCGGAGCAGCCAGUGCGGUUCUUGCGAGUCUGGUGCGAGCGAACACCUCAGACAAAGCAGACGUCGAUGUGCACGAAAUGUCUGACCUCUGUCCCUCCAGAGCACCCUCUCCGAGUAGCGGCACAUCCUAUAGCGGGAACGUCAAGCACACUGGAACACCUCAUCGACGAAGAAGAACCAAAGACAAUGCUCUUUCAACAUCAUCCGCCACAUGUGCGGGAGAUCCAGCUGCACUUACCCAUACUCCUGACCCUCGGUCUAUUUCCCGCUCGAUGGCUCGCAGCACUUCCAUCUCCCUCGGCAGGAGCUUCGAUGGUGCGGAUCGCUCGACUGCCUCGAACCUGCUCCCAAGAAGGAGUCGGAUCAGUGGUAGCUUUCAUCAAACCCCGGUGUCCGGUAUGGGUGAUACCAUCGAAUUGGCUGAGGAGUACGAGCUUACGGAGGCCUGCCGAAUGUCACCGCCUGCAGCUCCCGACAAGCAGGCAUUUGCUGAAGAGCGGCAGCUAGAUCCGCAAGGCAGUUGUAGCCUCUCAGAAAGUAAGCCUCUGACGAAGGAUCGCAUCGCGUCUCAUGAUGCCUCUCAGGAACCAUGCUCACCUUUCUUGCAGCGUUGGGCGCAGAGCGUGAUCUCGACAGCCGACAACUACGAGGGGCCGCGAUUAGAACUAGCCCACCAUGUCGAGCCGCUAAGAACUUCUCACUCCAGUAAGCAACCUCUGAGUGCUCCGCGACCUCUGCCAUCGCCAGCAUUGACCGAAGGCCGCAAGUCGCUUGGCAGCUCAUUGGGCUUGGGGCAGUUCGAAGAUGAGCUCUCCAGCCGUCACGAAGGCUCUCGCCUGCAACACGAUCUUGGCCUUGGCAUGCCUUCCACUUUGGCACCUCCUAAGCUCGCUAGUAGAAGAGGCAGCUCGACAGGCACUGCGACUACGACAUUUGUCGGUCCAUCUCGACCGGUUUCCGACUCAACGCGGCGAAGUCUUGGGUCCGACUUUGGUCUUGCGGAGAGGGUGCGAGAGGCCGUCGAACGAGCUAAUGACGCAGAGGCGGCAGCACUCGAAGCGGAUCGAGCUGCUGGUGCUAAGCGGAUGACUAGCGACACCCUGGCUUUCUCGGACAGCUCGCUGAACACAGAGCUCGUCAUCUCACCAGACGGGACUGUAGACAUUCGAGACACUCCGAACUCAGCAACUUCGUCUCAAAGGCCAGUACAGGCGGACGCUGCGCUGUUGGCAUCUGCCUCACCGUUAAAAGGUGCAGACAACCUCAAUGACCGAAAUGACGAAAUCAUUGAUUCGCCAGAGCUUGAGCCUUUCGACAUCAGCAACCUCAAUGUUGUAGCGCAGCACUUUCACCGCUGGUCUACUGGGCCGCUCCCACCCCUUACCGAAAUGAGCGAAGAGUACGCCAGUGCUUCCCAGUCACAAUGUCACGCCAGUAUUGCUCAAAGAGGGCGCAUGAGCAACGACUGGGAAGAGCUCAACAGGACACUGCAUCAAAUCUACCAAAGACGGAACAGAGAUAGCUUCUUGAGCGAAGGGAAGGCAUCAAUACUUUCGGCAUCACUGCUUGGCUCGCCAGCUAGUCAACGCAGGAGUGGGCUCUGGGGAGCUAAUCCGCUCAGCCCUGUGGGUAGCGUUCGGUCGUUUGGUUGGGCGGAAGUGAUCCAGCAUGAGCGCAGCGUCAGUCUGGCCCAACUGCUUGCUAUCCCUUCUCAUAGCGCAGCAUCACCCGCAGCUCGUCAGCGGGUCUUGUCGAACCUCAGUCUCUCGGCAGUCACUCCGCGAAGAGCUAUCGGUCUGCGAGGUGACUUCUGGGACCAUUCCACACCUGCAGUUCCACCCCUGCCUGCCAUGGGAGCGCAGCAGCAGGAGGCUCUCGAUACAAAUGCGCCGGUGACUCCUUCCCUUCAGGUAAAGCGUAAGAAGCACGCUGUUUCACUACCAAUGCGCUCGAAGCUCGGCAUAGAUUCGGGGGGUGACGCGAAAGCCGCAAGUAGCUCGUCCACGGCAGAGCACCGAGCGAGUCCUCAGCGAUCUCCAGUGAGACGUUCAUCUGGCUUCUCCAGGCUGAGUGCAAGGCACACUUCAGUCUCUUCACUGCCUGGCAUGGCAAAGAAAGGAGCAAGGAGGCUGAGCGUGGUGGCCAAUACAGCUGCGAAAGUAAACACAAACCCGAAGAGCUCGAAUCUGCAGCCUCGCUAUCGCGCAACAUCCUUCUCGAUGUCAGAGAUGAGGUCCAGAGCCACGAGCGCAGUCAGUGGUAGUGUCCCACCCGGCGUACGUCCUCAGCAGCUGGCUGUUGCUGGUAGUCUCGCUCGAACGCCGAACAAGAAUGGCGAUGAGGCAGCACUGUUCCCUUCUAGCCCUUGGAUGAUCGUCAAUGGUCGACCUGAACUGGGUGAUACAUCGCAGAUGCAUGAAGAGCUGGCAAGACUGCUUGAAGCACACGCGCAAACAUCUUUGCCGGCAGACGACUGGGUUGACUGCCCACAAGAGGUGUUCGAUGACCGUCCAGAUGGAAGCAUCGCAGAGGAGUUCUCCAAUGUAGGCGGAAUGGCUUUUCACCCUGAGUCUAUCAAAGAGCGAGCUGGAACUUCCCACGCAUCUUGCGAGUUUGAUGCCGCUGAUUUGACCUGCAGGACCAUCAUUGCCAAGGUCAGUCAGGCUACUCCCAGCCCGCGAAAUGCGUCUUCUUCUUCCAUCCAGCUGGAUGCGAGUGUCAAGAGCAAGGUGCGACAUUUUGAGAAGCUGAGCUCUCGACCGGCUAGUGGCACCAGGGCCUUUGUGGUCAAUAGCCCUGUGCGGCGCAGAAGCGUAUACCAAUCCGUGACCUCACCGGACCGUCAAUCCCGACUGAGCUCACCUCACAAUAUGCGCGUCAUUAGUCAAGAGGAAUGGAUGAAUGACGAUGGCAAACAACAGCAGCACAAGCCAGAAGUGCCUCCUGCUACACAGGUUGCUGCGACUUCUGUAUUGAGCCCCACUCGGACCAAGACGCCAAGACGCCUGCCACUAGCGGCAUUGCUGCUCACUCAAGCCGUGUCAAACAGCGACCCUUGGCCGGCAGAUACGCCCAGCCGAGCCCGUCAUCUGGCCCAGAUGGCAGAGGUUCAGGGUGCCUGCUCCAUGAUGGACAACGCUGAUGCGACUGCUCCCUCCUCGCAGAAAAAGCGACCGGCUGGACGUCCCAAAGUCGCGAGACGGCUGACGGAGGCUCACCUGCUGUCUACUCAAUCAGCUGGACCAGUCGUUGCGGGCGAUGGCUACAGUGCGGCACCUGACGAGAAUGACACGACUGCUAUAAGGGACGGCCGACAGGGCCAGCGCUCUCGACCGAUGCCGAGGAGCCAGAUAGUCACUGCCAGGCGUAUCUAGGGCGAGGAUGCGAGGUGUUCUUUCUCGUUGAGACUUUUUCCGAUCUGGAGAGGUUGCUGUUGGUUAUCUCCUGUCGAGAAUCGUCUCUUGAUCUGUACAAUGCGAACGUCGGCUGUGC
Molecule: messenger RNA, 5820 nt
Organism: Microstroma glucosiphilum
Lineage: Eukaryota; Fungi; Basidiomycota; Exobasidiomycetes; Microstromatales; Microstromataceae
Exons: 3
Coding region: 183-5702 (1839 amino acids)
Source: RefSeq, a predicted model, not a curated record